GGGAAAUAUAAAUUAAACUCUCUGUUAUUGAUUAUUUAUGGUCCUUAAAUGUUUGUUGUUUACUAAUAAAAUGGUAAUAUUACCGAUCAUUCGCAUAAACAUAUGAGUACAGAUCAAGCAGCAUACAAACAUACACAUACAUAUAUAUGUACGCAAAACACAUCCAUACAUGCAUAUACAUACAUGUGCACACAUACAUAUGUACACAUACACACACACACACACAAACACACGGACAUAGACAGACACGUACAAACACACAGUGAGAAACAAGUUAAAGGAAAAGAUAACAACAAUUAUCCGGUAAUUCGUGAUAAUAUUAUCGCCAGGUAAAUAGUUCCUUCCUCCUCGCUAAGUGAAGUACGUACAAUGCGACAGAAAUCCUUCCAAUGACCCGUCCUCUUCUCAUCUGCAUGACAAUCAUGAGAG
This is a messenger RNA of Loa loa (African eye worm), 429 nucleotides long. RefSeq lists its product as hypothetical. The record is from RefSeq and is a predicted model, not a curated record. Bases 103 to 333 code for a protein of 76 amino acids. NCBI's taxonomy places the organism in Eukaryota, Metazoa, Nematoda, Chromadorea, Rhabditida, Onchocercidae. The transcript has a single exon.